AUGGACACACAAGUUGAUCCAAACCAGGAAGUUCUUUUUCGUCCAUUUAAGAGAAGAAAGUUCCAGCGACGCCGGCCUGACGACACAGAGAGUCAACCAGAAUCGCCAGCGUCAAACGACGCUCCGGUAACUCAGGACCCUCAAAGCGAUGUUGAGACUAUACAAACAGCCGACGCACUACGUCUUCGACGGCUCCAACGCUCUCGGAAGGGUGGCAUAGAGUUCUCAGCUACUUCGCGACCGACCGCCGGCCAAGCGAACAAGACGUCACUUCCUACGGCAAUAGCGGAGGACACAGAGGGCGACCGGCUGCGAGCCAUGUGUGAUCGCUUCACAGCGCAUACCGGGCAGACAGUCGAUGUUGACAAGCACAUGAUGGACUAUAUAGAAUCCGAACUGGCUAAACGCUACCGACAGGGACUACCGGGAGAUACACCUGGUCUGGAUGCAAUUGACCGGCGCGCAGUUGACAGCACACUACCCACAUCCGAGCUUCCCCAGCGUGAGCCCGCCGCUCUCGGAAAGCUUCACGAAAUAGAUCUUGGACAAGAGGCCAGGCUGCGGAAUAUUGCUCGAACGGAAGAGGCGACGAGGAGACUGAAUGGUGAUGAUGAUGAGCUGUCCACCAGCCGCUCCCCCAGUAAGCCACCUCGGUACCGAAAACGACGGACAAGCCAAGAUAUAAUGAGGGACCGAUUAGUCGAGGAAGUUCUGCGGGAGAGUAAGCUGGAUGUUUACGACGAACCAGAAGGAGAGGAAGCGGCAGCGGACGACUUGGCGGCCGAUGAUAGAGUUGCGGAACAAUUCCGACGAGAGUUUAUGGAUGCUAUGCAGUCCCGCAGACGAAUGCCUCGGACGAAGCCAGCGACAAAGCAAACGGAAGCACCGAAGGGACCAAAACUUGGAGGCAGCAGGAGUGCCAGGGCAGCAAUGCGCGAAAUGCAAGAGAAGGGGGCCCGGAAAUGA
This is a messenger RNA of Aspergillus calidoustus, 966 nucleotides long. NCBI's taxonomy places the organism in Eukaryota, Fungi, Ascomycota, Eurotiomycetes, Eurotiales, Aspergillaceae. The record is from the annotation of a GenBank genome assembly.